Molecule: messenger RNA, 285 nt
Organism: Clunio marinus
Lineage: Eukaryota; Metazoa; Arthropoda; Insecta; Diptera; Chironomidae
Source: the annotation of a GenBank genome assembly
AUGAAAGAAGAAGAAGCAGAUAGAAGUUGUGUCCAUCAAGGUAUCGUCAACAUCAUCGCCAACGACAACAAAAAAUCAUCUGUUACACGCUUAAAAUUACAUAAUUUUAAAAUUAGCAUAACAAUUAAGUUCUGUUCCAUUUCAGAUUCACAUUCAGUAUAUCUUCAAGAUCGUCAUCAUAAUGUGAAACAAAAGUUGAUGAAACAUUUAUUUACUUAUAUGUGGAAUGCAUUGCAAUUUGCAAAUAAAGAAACCUUGACAAAAGCACAUUCUAUUGUUUUCUGA